CGUGCAUUCCUCACGUUAAGGAAUUACUUUUAAUUAUCUGGUAGGAUAUGGGAUGAAUACACAGCUUAAAAUAACAAAACCAGAACGCGUGACUCGGAGGUCCAGGUAAAUCAGAAGCACUGGAGUGUAGCCAUUGUUGACAAACGUCUAAAUCCGCGUUUUUAUUCUGCGGUUUGAAUUACCGAUUUAUGUUUCCGCAUAAGCUGCACAGGCGGUUGAAUGUUUGUAUGAAUUAAACAUUUCAUUCAUGUUAUGUUUAGGAAUUAUGAAAGAAGAAGGGAAGACGAAAUAAUAGAGGGUGUGUAAAUUUACAACCUGGGUGAAAUCUACAACUUCUGUUUUAAUGACGUAACUAAGUUAUAUCACAUCCGGAAGAUAAAUGGAAUUGAACAACAUGGGGUAUUGGAUGUGUAUUACCUAUAUUCUGCUUUUCUUACCCUUGAAAUGCAUGUCCUCUUCACGCUGUUACUAUUCUGAUGGUCAACCUGAGGGUUAUUGUCAUGAGCAGACGUUUUCAGAAACUGGUCAAGUCCGUUUUGCAGCAACUAUUGGGAUUCACGAACCACAUGGUGAUCACCUGUGUGGUGACAUAUCCCCCAGUGGGGUCCAAACUGCUAUGGCAGUCAAAUGGAUAGUAGACAUUUUAAACGGGGCAGGGAACUUUGUCAACGCUUUUGUGCCAGGCAUAAAAUUGGGUUAUGACAUUUAUGACGAUUGUGGGAUUAUAUCACGUUCAACUGAUGGCGUUUCAGAACACGUUCCAAACACAGAUCCUAAUAUUUCUUUGAAAUGUGAUGAUCAAUGUCCAUCGACACAACCACCAUUUUUAGGGUUGCUGAGUUCAAGUACACCAGAGGCUACGUCUGCUGCCCUCUCUGUACUUUCCCCCGCCAUCACAGGCGUGACGUCCCAGUCGAAUUACAAAGAAAUAAAUGACAGACGAUUGAUGUUUACAUUGCCAGAAGAAGAAGAAAUCAAGGGAAUUGUGAAAUUGAUGGAACAUCAAAAAUGGUCUAUGAUAGCUGUUUUAUAUUUGGAUGACCAACACGGUGCCGCAAUGUAUGAGAAUCUAGUAAAUCAAUCUCAAAAAUCAGGAAUAUGCUUGGUUUAUACAGCUCAGUUGAAGGAAAAGGAUGUAACAAAAUCUACAACCCAAUUAAAGCCAAUCAUUGAAGAAUUAGAAAAGAGACAGAAGAAACUUGUUGACGAAAAGUUAAGUGUAGUGUUCCUGGGAAACACAAAAACAGCGAAAAUACUUUUUGAAUACAUAAGUAACCGUGAAACCAACGUAAUAAUUCAUAAACUGCAAUGGAUUUUGCCUUCAAAUAUAAAUCUGGAUUAUACUCUGAAAAACACGUUGAAGAAGUCCUUAACUCAACAGCAACAGAGUCAACCAAAAGUCAUACUUGUAGAAAAACAACACAGAUCUUUGACAUCUUUCAAAAAUUUCUUCGUAGAUGAGCUGGUGAAUUCGAAUAAGUACAAUCAGUUGCCCAAACCUUAUUUGGAUCAGUAUGAGCUUCAGAUGUUGGGUCCCAACGGUGGAAAUAAAAAUGAUCUUUCUGCAGUAUACAGACAACCAGGAAGCGUGCUCCCUACCGUGACAGCCAUUAUGAUGUUUGCUUCUUCACUGCGUAAAAUGCAGAGAGAACUGUGUUCUACCCAAAGUAAUUUACAAUUUUGUCCCGAAUUGCGAUCUAAUUUAACUAACGAGUUUCUCCGUCUUGAUACAUCGAGUUUUGAAGAUAUAGAAAACUCAAAUGUCAUUCCAGAUGAAUUGAAAAAUCUCACUUUAACAAAUGACAGUUUUGCGUUUUCUUUCCAAAGUCUUCAUGAUCUUAAAUUCUCUUUGUUUGAUUCUUCAGGCGCAACACUACAAAAGCUAGCAAGCCUCAAGAAUGAUGAAAUAGUUGUAUAUGAUGAAUCCAAGUUGCUAGAGCUAACAUCAGAAUGCAAGUUAACCUGCGAAGAGUGUUGGAAUACAGAAGACAUUGAGUUUGCGUAUAUUCCAGGUGAUGUUUUACUUCUGGGAAUCUUCUCACUGCGGGAGGAUGGAUCAACAUCUUCCACAGAUUCGGCAAACAAAUACAAAUGUGGCGCAUUCCGAAAUUCUUACGCACCUAUCACUGUCUCUUCAUUUCUACACUCCAUUGAAACCCUACAGGAGCAAAACCUUGCUAGUACUUCUGUCGGAGGCAUUGCCCUAGAUGACUGCUACAAUCCACUAAGUAUUUCGUAUAUCUUGUCUGAAUUAUUUACAGGAAAGCGUCACUUAACUGAUCCAGAGUCUGGAAAGAUGAUUGACUUCAGUAGAGUUAUUGCUGUCAUUGGUGCACUGUCCAGUAAGGUUACACAAAUAAUAGCUGAUCAAUUGAGUUUACUUGAUAUCCCCUUGAUAUCUUAUGGUGCUUCCUCUGCUUCUUUGGAUGAUAGAAUCCGAUAUCCUUUAUUCCUGCGAACAGUUCCAAGUGAUCAUUUCCAGGUCCAGGGUUUGGUCGACUUGCUAGAAAAAUUAAAAUACAGCCAUGUGGGAGUUAUAUACCUAGACGACGCGUAUGGUCAAAAUGCCAAACAAUCGUUUUUAUCUAUGACAGAGCACAUGAAGAUGUGUGUUGAGGAACCCCUUCCUAUUACAGAAGAUUUCACAUCUCAACAACUAGAACAAAUAAUCGAAACAUUGACUGCUCAAAGAGUGAAAGUUGUCCUGUACAUUGGAAUUGACACGGUGUCUGAAAUGUUGUUGGAUAAGCUUAAGUCAAGUAUUGCUGAUGUUCAUUUUACUUUUGUUGCCAGCGAAGGAUGGGGAACAAAUACCAGGAUUCUAGCAGGGGACAGAGGCAAGGCUGCAGCAGGGGCCUUAGUUUUUGUCACUCACGACAGCUUCGAUAUGUCCAAUUCUUUCAAGACCUACUUAGAAAAUAUUACCUCUUCUUCUCAAACUAAAAAUCCAUGGAUGAGACAGUUCUGGCAAAUAGUGCUCGAAUGUGAUUAUCCGGGUUCCUUCAAUAAACGGUAUACUAAAACCUGUGGUACAGGGAUCAAAUUUUCAGCACAACAAGUUGAAAAUUUCUCCAAAUCCCAGAGAAGUGUUCAUGUUCAAAAAGCUACCUUUGCUUUAGAAAAAGCUUAUCGCCAAGUGAUGAAUGUUGUUUCAUGCCAGACUUUUCGAAACCGGGAUUGUGCCGACAAAUUUAUUUCUGCCAUCAAAUCCACUGAACUUGUGAAAAGUAACGGUGAACGAUUAAGAUUGUUUAAAGAUGAUGGAAAUGGAUACAUGGGAUUCAUUGUAUACAAUAUUCAAGCAGUCGGUCAAUAUAAUUACGAAUAUGUUAAUGUUGGUUCGUAUUCAUCAACAGAUGGCGAAAAAUUAAAAUUAAACAUUACAAGGAUAAAAACGUACAAAGAGGGUAACCCUCCCAUUCCAGAAAAUGACCUACAAGCAACAUGUGAAGCGGCAAGAUCUUUGAGAGCGCCGUGCCUUGCAGUUUGUCCCGUGACAUCCACCUUGCAGCCAACUACAACUGCAGCUACUACGCCUUUACCAAAGGAGCAGACGUCAGACAAUAGUACUCCUCUGAACAUCACCUUGGCUGUAGUGAUAGGUGUUCUGCUGCUCGUUCUUAUAUUCCUAACAGUAAUGAUGUGUAGGCAACAGAAAGCCACUCAGUCAUUCCAAAGUAAAGAAAUGAUAAUGAAAAGUCCAAGUUUGGGAAGUUUGAAUAUCUAUGAAGAACCUUAUAGAGAAAGACGAAAACGUACAACAUCUUUUGAACAUGGUGAGCACGUCAAUUCUUCGACAAGCGGGGUAGUAUCAAUGAGAUCAGGCCACUCUGGAUCCCGAAAUGUGUCCAACAGCACAACGCAAAGUGUUAAAACACCAAUUAAAUAUUCCGACGUCUUACAGUUAGAAGUUCCAUCAAACGAUAUUUUGAAACACGGAUCGCGUGCCUCAGUUGCUACAUAUCUGGACCCUGCAGAUAACAAUAUUCCCCAAAUUCAGAUUACACAAGAUGACUCUAUGUUAAGAAAUCCCAAACACAAUGUAAAUGAACAACAAAGAUCACGUUCAUCUGACAAUUUGGAAGAUACAGAUUCAAAGCUUAACUAUAUCCAAGCAAAGGAUCUUGAAAUAGAAGAUGAGGACGAACUAGCCCAGCAAGAAUUGGACUUAAAUUAUCGGCAACGUGCAAUUUCACUGAAUGAUAGCGUGGUAAGUGGUCAAUUUAAUGACCCCUUUCAACGCCCAACUACUUUACCUGGGAUAUCGCCCCUCACUGUACCAGGCAGCAGAGACCAAAUGGCGAUCCCGUCCUAUCAAGCACCAGUGCCAUCCUCGCACAUAUCUCCCAUGUACCUUGAUGCUAUUCAUGACACUCAAGCCAUGUAUCCAGGUAUUCCGAUACAGUUUCAAGGAAAUCCAAACAAUGCACAACUUUUAAUGGUUUCGCCUGGUACAUAUGUACCGGCUAUGGGAUACCCAGGAAAUCCUUCCUCUGGUUAUCAACAUAUAUACAUUCCAACUGCUCCACAUUCAACUGCUGGUUACCAGAUACCAACUUCUUUUGCAAACCAAGAUGUUAGGCGACCACGAGGUUCAUCCCUUUCAGCUGGUGUUCAGCCGUCUUCAUUGAGUCCGCAAAUCGCUUUUUUAAAUACAAACCAAAGAAGUGAUAUGCCACAGAGUGUUCAUGGUGUAGUUUUACGUAAUAAUAAAGAGGGUGAAUUUGUGUCCAGCACUUUGCCAGCAUACAAAAACAAAAGUAAAGAUCAGAGAGAGCAUUACCAUUCUAUGACGUCGAUGCCUGACGUCAUUUCUCAUGAACAUGAUGAUGGAACAGAAAUUAUGAUUUAGAAAAACAAACAUGUUAUGGUUGACUUUAAUUAAAUGAUGUUAUUAAUGCUUAUGAAUGAUUUUUUUUAAAGUUAGCAAUGUAUAAAUGGAAAAAAUGUAUAUGCAAGAAUGUUUUAGCCAAGGUUCAUUUGAAGUUCUUCUAGAACUCUAAAAUUUCGUAUCCCAUAUUUUGUUUUAUUUGUUCUUUAAUAUAAAACCUGUUUACAGUAUUAGUUAGAAAAUAUAAAUUUAUAUUUUGACAACUGCAUAGUUGUACAUCCACAUAUAUUUAAGUAUGAGCUCAACUGAUAUAUGAUUUCAUAUAUCUGUU
Molecule: messenger RNA, 5162 nt
Organism: Saccostrea cuccullata (small rock oyster)
Lineage: Eukaryota; Metazoa; Mollusca; Bivalvia; Ostreida; Ostreidae
Exons: 8
Coding region: 380-4852 (1490 amino acids)
Biological process (GO): G protein-coupled glutamate receptor signaling pathway; regulation of synaptic transmission, glutamatergic
Cellular component (GO): plasma membrane
Molecular function (GO): adenylate cyclase inhibiting G protein-coupled glutamate receptor activity
Source: RefSeq, a predicted model, not a curated record